AUGGCGCCGAGUGGGGGACAUCGUUCUUCGACGACAGGAAUAAAUGGGAAUUCGAACUCGAAUGCAAAUGUGAAUGUAAAUGGGAAUCCGGUAUCAGAUUAUCAACUUGCAGCAUCUAAUUCUACCUUAAAUGCUUUUGUUGGUGGUCGACAACCAUCAUGGCUCACCAACGCAAAACCUGUGAAGCCUACUCCUCGUCCUCCACAACCACCGCCCAGACAACCUAUCACUACUACUCAAGAGUCCACGCGCCCCGUUCUACCCAGUGUCGAUACGCCGACCCAGCCAGAAGUUGUCCCCGUAUCGAAGACGCCGACAACUUUUAGUUCUACUUCUAAUGCUGCGAGAACUACCACCAAUUCAGCCCCACUGCAAAGGCCUCGCCCAGCUUCCUCGUCUCGACAUCCACCUACCCAAUCCCAAUCCCAAACUCAAACUCAAACACAAACAACAAUUGCAGUCCCUUCUUCUACUACGACCUCGACCUCAGCCGCAAAUACCGUGCUUCCGUCUCCCGCGCCUAGUGACGAACCAAGCCCUGACGUUUCCGAAUUACGAGGCGUAUCUAUACCCCCCACUACUAAGGCACAUUUCGUACUUGAUACUACUGCAGCAGAUAAUAUUGGUGGAGAGCAAUCGGCUGUUCGAAUCUCUAAUAUUCGUGCACGGACGAGUUCACGACAAGGCAAGGAUAUUUCUCCAGCACCAAGGACGUCUACACCUACAAACACAGCACUUCAUACACCCCCAACACCGAAUAUAUCUACGCUCCCUACUGCGCCCACGGUACCUUCCAUACCUUUGGCCAACGCCCAGAUGGCGCCUAAAACGGUGCCACCUCGAGAGCAACCAGAGCCACCGCCUGCUAAGAGACGAUGCAUUCAACAACCUAUGCUCCAGUUUCUCGAUUCUAUCAACGCAUUCCGAAAUCUACAAACUCGAAUAGUUAGUGUCGGCGGAGAAUCGGGCCUUGAUAUUCAGAUUGAGCGACCUCGAUAUCAACUUCUAACCGAGGCCUGCAAAGAUGGAGACUUGUUCUUCGUCGUGACGCACCAACUCUUCUGUGCCUGGGCUAUAGACAAAGCUAGCGUUCAUCGAUUAUGCCAUCGAGGCCUCCACCUUCCAGCAUCUAUAGACAGUGCGUUUAAUAUCAUGGGUACGCUCCUCAAGAGCAACUCGAAGCUCCGGUUGGAACAUGUUCAAUGGUUUGCGAAUUUCCCAAACUCUCUCUCCGACAUGCAGAGCGUUCUGAUUUACCAGACCACCAUCAUGCGAGUGCUCGAUUUUCUCGUGCGCUUGGCCGAGAAGUGGGCGGCGGUACAUCGCGACCAUCAAGUACAGGGCUAUCCUCUUCUCGUGAGCGAACUGGUAUACGACUUCCUCCUGCCCUCUCCGAUCCUCCAGGCUAUCAUGUUUAGAGCAACACGAAGAAGUCUAGGAAUCGCAGAUGGACGGGUUGCGGUACAAAUGGAGGCUGUUUUCAAGAAGGACCAAUCAAACCAUCUUGGUAUUGAUGGUACCCUUAAAGAGCGUCCGGCUCACUCAGUGUAUACCGAGUACAACAGAUCGCUUGCUGCUAAAUACUUGUCCUUUGUGCAUGCAAAUCAGGUUCAAAACCAGCCAGCGCAACGGGUUCAUCAAGUUCAACAGUCGAACCAGCCUGGACCGCUGAACUACUACCAACAGCAACAGCAACAGCAACAGCAACAGCAGCAGCAACGGCAACAGCAAAUACAAAUGCUACAAGCACAACAUCAAGCACAACUACAUCAAGUACAACAGCACCAAGCACAACAGCUCCAAACACAACAACAGCAACAGCCAGGUUUGCCGUACAGUCCAGGGACGGGCAGCCAUAGCCCUUUCUUUCAGUCACCUGUUCCGGCUUAUCUCACCUUGUCUUCGAACCAAAACAUGUCCAAUAAUACCAGCCCUCAGACUCAAUUUAGCCACCCAGCUUUUCAAGGAGAAAUUCCGUCUCCACUUCACUCCCCGCACCCAAUGUACCAGCAGGCGCAAACGCAAUAUUAUCAACAAGCUCCCCCUACGGUUUCGACAGGUACACUGGCUAUGCCUAACCCGAUGGUCCCCCAUGGCAAUCCACUCCAUCCAGGACAACUCGUUGAGCAGUGGCAACAGGGUCCUCAGAACUUCAAUGGCCAACGUGUGUUAAUUCAAGGACAAGUCCCAAAUCCCACCGGUCAAAUAGCAGGAGAUGGCACUUUUGUUGCUCAUCGUAACACAACAAAUGCACAGCCAGCUGCAAUGCAUCCGGCGAAUCAGCCUCAAGUUUCUACUCACCCUCAACAGUCUGCCCGCUCUCAACCUCGCCAGAAAAGCGGUUCGGUCCGCCAAGACCGAUUGAUUCCACCUCCUGGCAUGCGAAUCGGUGUGCAAGAUUACCCUCAUAGCCCCUAUGAUAGAGUAUCCGUAGAAGGAUCUCUCCAUCAAGCCCAUCUUCGAAGUCCGAAGCGAAUACCUCUACAUUUUGACGCGAAGAAACCGGAGAGAUAUUAUCAAUCUAUCAAAUCACUUGUCCUUCCACCAACGGUUGUUGAACCCCAGAAAUACGUUCAGGAUUUCCAGUUCACCGUAUCAGAACUUGAUCAUGCUAGGAUCACUCGGGAAGAACGGAGGCCAGGUGAAUCUUUACCUGUCAGCGUAUUCUCCAAUGGAUCUUUACGCUACCGUCUACGAUGUUCUUAUGGGAGUGCUUCAGCUCUCCCCUUCACUGAGAGCGCAUGGGCUACUACUGACACAAUUUGGCCGGAACAUAUUUUCAUGGAAUUAAACUUUCACCAAUUAGGAAUCAUGCGAAAAGCACACCACUCGAAGGACCUACCUGCUGAAAUUUCGCAAUACGUUGUUACAGGUAACAACGUUAUCCGUCUUACUGUUCCCGAAGAUACCCGUAUACCAAGUGGCAAGAAGCUGUUCAUUGCUGUUGAACAGGUAGAAAUCCUUAGCCACAGUGCGGUGCUCAACAUGGUGAAUUCGCGUGGUAAUCUGUCAUCGAAUGAAACAAGAGAUAUUAUCAAAUCUCGUCUCUCAAGCAACUAUGCGGAUGACGACGAGCUUGCAAUGGUCGAUGAUUUAUCUAUUGAUGUUACGGAUCCAUUUUCCCGGAUGAUAUUUACCGUCCCUGUUCGUGGAAAGAUGUGCACCCAUCUCGAGUGUUUCGAUCUCGAAACUUGGCUAAACACUCGGCUUGGUAAGAAGUCACCUUGUCAAUGUGGGUAUCCUUCGGGAUGUGCGAACUGUCCUCGAGAGCCCUCGUUCGUGGACAAGUGGAGAUGUCCCUUGUGUGACGGCGAUGCGAGGCCCUUUAGCCUUCAGAUUGACGAAUUUCUUGUCGAAGUACGUUCUAAGUUGGAGCGUGAGAAUAAGCUUGGUACGAAGUCCAUUCUCGUCGACAAAGACGGAAAUUGGAAGCCGAAAGAGGAGCCGCGCGAUGACGACAGCGAGGAUGAGACCGACGAAGAUGGCGGCGGGCCGGCAGGGAAAAAGCCAUCACGCUCGUCUACUACAACCCUCCAGCGCGAGAAGGCCCCUAUCGAAAUCAUCGAGCUUGAUGACGAUUAG
Molecule: messenger RNA, 3582 nt
Organism: Annulohypoxylon maeteangense
Lineage: Eukaryota; Fungi; Ascomycota; Sordariomycetes; Xylariales; Hypoxylaceae
Exons: 3
Coding region: 1-3582 (1193 amino acids)
Biological process (GO): protein sumoylation
Molecular function (GO): zinc ion binding; SUMO ligase activity
Source: RefSeq, a predicted model, not a curated record